AUUAUUCUCUCUCUCUUGUCCACACGCUUCUCUCUCAACCAUUUCCAGACCCUUCUCUUUUCGAUCGAUCUCUCUCUCAAUUUUUUCCAGCUAGCUCCUUUCACCUUCACCUUCAUUUUCCUUCUUCUCAUCAUUGUUUUGUCUUUUUCUGGUCUUCUUUUCCAGCUUCAUUGAACCAUGCUUCAUAAUUCCUCACCUUGAUCCAUCCUUUUCAAACAUCCUCUAAACUGAUCCAAUUUCUCGCAGAAUUCGAACAAGAGAUUGAUUCUUACAUUUCUCUGUUCGAAUUCUUCAAACGCUACCUACCUUCUCAUUUUCAAAUUAAAUUCACUAAUUCUUCUUAAUGCUGCUAUCAACCUCUUUGAGAUUCCUUUGUUGAUGAGAUCAGAAGGUUCUUAAUAUGGACAGCUCAGAAACAUAAGUUUGGAUCAUUAUUAUUACUACCACUGGACUUUGAAAUUUGGCUACUCAACAAUAAUCUGAAUUUCUGUUAAAUCUUGUUUUGAAAAAUUUGUUUAUUUUUGGAGAGUGGACGACAACAUGGCUAUUGAACUUGCUCUUAUUGCUUCGAAGUUACAAAAUUUAUCUACUUCUGAUCAUGCCUCCGUGGUUUCCAUGAACUUGUUUGUGGCACUUCUAUGUGCUUGUAUUGUGCUUGGCCAUCUUCUCGAGGAGAAUCGGUGGAUGAAUGAGUCCAUCACUGCCCUUUUGAUUGGUAUUUGCACUGGUGUAUUCAUUUUGCUGCUAAGUGGUGGAAAAAGCUCGCAUAUUCUUGUUUUCAGUGAAGAUCUUUUCUUUAUAUACCUUCUGCCACCUAUAAUAUUCAAUGCCGGGUUUCAGGUGAAAAAGAAGCAGUUCUUUGUCAACUUCAUGACUAUCACGUCGUUUGGUGCUAUUGGUACACUAAUAUCUUGCUGCGUCAUAACUUUGGGUGCUACCCAAGCGUUUAAGAGGAUGGAUAUUGGGCCACUGGAAUUGGGCGAUUACCUAGCAAUUGGAGCAAUAUUUGCCGCGACAGAUUCUGUUUGUACAUUGCAGGUGCUAAAUCAAGACGAGACGCCUUUGUUGUAUAGUCUUGUGUUUGGGGAAGGUGUUGUGAAUGAUGCUACCUCAGUGGUGCUUUUCAAUGCUAUCCAAAGCUUUGAUCUCAACCAGCUUAACCCGUCAAUUGCUUUGCACUUUUUGGGGAACUUCUUCUAUUUGUUUAUAGCAAGCACCCUCCUCGGCGUUUUGACAGGUCUGCUCAGUGCUUACGUUAUUAAAAAGCUCUACAUUGGCAGGCACUCUACAGAUCGUGAGGUUGCACUUAUGAUGCUAAUGGCAUACCUCUCCUAUAUGCUGGCUGAGUUAUUCUAUCUGAGUGGCAUUCUCACCGUAUUCUUUUGCGGUAUUGUCAUGUCUCAUUAUACUUGGCAUAAUGUGACUGAGAGCUCAAGAGUCACUACCAAGCAUUCUUUUGCUACCUUGUCAUUUGUUGCCGAGAUCUUUAUCUUCCUUUAUGUUGGUAUGGAUGCCCUGGACAUUGAAAAAUGGAAGUUUGUUAGUGAUAGUCCUGGAACAUCUAUAGCAACAAGUUCAGUAUUGUUGGGUUUAAUACUCCUUGGAAGAGCAGCGUUUGUUUUCCCCUUAUCCUACUUAUCCAACUUGACUAAAAAAUCACAAUAUCAGAAGAUCUCCUUCAGACAGCAAGUGAUCAUUUGGUGGGCCGGUCUUAUGAGAGGCGCUGUUUCAAUGGCGCUCGCGUACAAUCAGUUUACAAUGUCGGGGCACACUCAACUGCGCAGCAAUGCAAUCAUGAUCACCAGCACCAUCACAGUUGUCCUUUUCAGCACAGUGGUAUUCGGUUUGCUGACCAAGCCACUCAUAAGGCUUCUACUACCUCAUUCUAAAGUCACAACCAGCAUGACAACCACGGAAACAUCAACUCCAAAAUCAUUCAUUGUCCCACUUCUAGGAAACGCCCGAGAUUCUGAAGCUGAUCUUGAAGGCCAUGAGAUUCACCGUCCAAACAGCCUCCGCGCCUUACUAGCCACUCCAACUCACACUGUUCAUCGACUAUGGCGAAAGUUCGAUGAUUCAUUCAUGCGUCCCGUUUUCGGUGGCAGGGGUUUUGUUCCCGUAGAACCCGGCUCACCUAGCGAACGCAAUGGUAAUAGUCAUUGGUAAAUAUUCAAUGGCUCAACUAGCUGAUGUGAAAUGUGUUGUAUACUAUUUAUGAUUUGUGGAAAGUCAAGCAAUGUGUGUAUAAUGUAUGUAUGCAUAAAAACAUGGUAGUGAAGUUUUGUUAAGGUGUUCGAGUAGCUAGUACGGAUAGGCCUUGUACCACAAGCCAUCUUUGUCUCUUUUGUAAACUACAAUACUUUUAGAUUCUAUGAGCCACUACGUGUUUGUGUAUGUGUUGGUUUUUUUGUGUGUGCAGCUUGUCUGCAAUGAACCAAAUAAACAUCUAGCAUUUUUUUGUUAUUUUAUUAAUGGAUUGAGUUGAA
Messenger RNA from Vicia villosa (hairy vetch), 2486 nucleotides. Its product is annotated as sodium/hydrogen exchanger 2-like. The transcript has 15 exons. Gene Ontology annotation, molecular function: sodium:proton antiporter activity. Gene Ontology annotation, biological process: proton transmembrane transport; regulation of stomatal closure; regulation of pH. The record is from RefSeq and is a predicted model, not a curated record. Gene Ontology annotation, cellular component: membrane. Lineage: Eukaryota; Viridiplantae; Streptophyta; Magnoliopsida; Fabales; Fabaceae. Bases 541 to 2166 code for a protein of 541 amino acids.